Messenger RNA from Condylostylus longicornis, 1041 nucleotides. Its product is annotated as hexokinase-like. Gene Ontology annotation, biological process: intracellular glucose homeostasis; glycolytic process; glucose 6-phosphate metabolic process. Gene Ontology annotation, cellular component: cytosol; mitochondrion. The transcript is spliced from 6 exons. Bases 1 to 1041 code for a protein of 346 amino acids. Gene Ontology annotation, molecular function: fructokinase activity; ATP binding; glucokinase activity. Lineage: Eukaryota; Metazoa; Arthropoda; Insecta; Diptera; Dolichopodidae. The record is from RefSeq and is a predicted model, not a curated record.
AUGCUGGACGCCUGUGUCGGUCAACUUCCAUCCGGAACAGAAACUGGUGUUUUUUAUGCAGUCGAUUUUGGAGGAACAAAUUUUCGCGUUGUUCGUGUCGAGCUCAAGGGAGACGGACGCCUAGAUGUUCGCCAGAGGCAGCAAUCGCUCCUCUCUGCUUUCUCUAGCGAAGAUUGUCCUAAAGGUUUAUUGGAUGGUGGCGCAACAGCACUUCAGAUGUUUGAUUUCUUUGCGCAAACCGUCAAAGAUUUCAUGCAGGAAGAAGGAGACCACACUCUUUCUAAUGUGCAAUGCGGUUUCACUUUCAGCUUCCCUUGCGCUCAGCGUCAAAUUGAUUCGGCAGUUUUGAUGACUUGGACAAAAGGAUUUGAGACUGGGCGUCGAACUGAUGAUCCAGUGGAGGGACUUGAUGUGGCUGAAUUGAUGAACGUAGCAUUUAAGCGAAACGGGGUGCCUGUGCAAUGUAAUGCAGUUCUCAAUGAUACGUUGGAUUUCAAAGCUAUCGAUAACAGAGGAUUUCAACAGAUUGAAAAAAUGUGUUCUGGCGCAUAUUUGGGAGAAAUUUGCAGAAUGACACUUCUUAAAAUCUUUCAAAACAAAUCUCCCGCUCUUGCAUGGGAAACGGGAUCCUUGUCAACUGUCAACAUUGCAAAGAUUAUGAAUGAUAGAUCGAAAGAAUUGAUCGUCACUCGUGAAAUCAUCAGAGAUGUUUGGAGCGCAGAAUUGUCUGUCGCUGAGCUUGGAGUCAUUCAUCGUAUCGCCACUGCAGUCAUGGACAGAAGUGCCAGACUAGCGGCUGUCUUGAUUUCUGGCUGUGCCCGUAAGACGGGUCGCCUUCAAGCGGCUUUUGGUGGUCUCUCUGUCGGAAUCGAUGGCUCUCUUUAUAAACGGAAUCCUUGGUAUCGUGAGCGUCUUCGCUAUCACUUGGAUCAAAUGCUCGGCCCAUCCCGUUCAUCUCUGAUCCAUCUUCUGCUUGCUGACGAUGGAAGCGGCAAAGGGGCUGCGAUUCUUAGUUCCGUCAUCGCGGAGAAGAGCCAGUGA